Messenger RNA from Schistosoma margrebowiei, 6900 nucleotides. The record is from the annotation of a GenBank genome assembly. Lineage: Eukaryota; Metazoa; Platyhelminthes; Trematoda; Strigeidida; Schistosomatidae.
CCCCACGUUUUUGAAUCUCAAGUAGCAUGACAUUGUAAACUGCUCAUAAUUGAAUACACUUUUAUACAUAUGUCCCUUGUUCGACCAUGUUUGUGGAUAUGAUAACGGAACGAUUGAUUAACUAUCAUCUCUGUUUAUGGACUGUUGUAAAAUCCACAUUACAUUCUACGUCCUGAUAUACUACUGGAGUCAUAUCGUUUCGUUGAAAUUAUUAUUUACCUAUGAUUGUGGAUUCUGGUACCAAAAUCUACAAGAAACGCGCCAAAUUUCUGAUUUAAGUGACGUCCCUAAACUUUUGUUUGUUAUUAUCUUAUGCGUUGUUUAUUGCUACAUUAACUUUUGGACGUAAUAACUUUAUUGCUGUUUUUCGGUUAAUAUACUUUUUGGUUCACCACAGUGGUGGCACAGUUUCAAAAUGCAUGUUUGGAGGAUGCCCUGAAGAUCUGAAGUAUGCUUCUUGGUAUUUUCUCUACAUACUAAGUAUGCAUCUUCAUUUGCAUUUCUGAAGUUUCGGCUGGUAAUUAUACAUUUUUCCAGUUAUAUCACUGCGGAAUUUUAGAUUGGGAAUUGUCAUGCUAUAACGAGUCUCGGCACAAACAUUGUUGCUCUGAAAAACAAUAAUUAUUCACGGAGCUCACUUUGGUUAUUUUCGUGAGAUUCUACUUAUGUCGAAAUCAACCAAUCGUUGUUGUGCACACAAUUCUCGAAAUUGUUGGGUCGGUGUGACUGUCAAUAUAUCUAUAGGAUGUUCUGUUCAUUCUGUAUGUAAAAAUUCCGUUCAUUAUUCAUCUGACUUAUCUGGUGAUUUGUUGGCGAGAGAAUGUUCUUUCAUAAUCGACAAUGUAGCUGAACCAGCGUUGUUCGUAGAAUAUGACUGUAUUUCAACAAGUAAGUUUAGUGAUGUGUUCAGUUGUUUCUAACCCUUACAACCACUACUUUUGGCUUUUUCUGAGAUAUUACAGGUGUCUGACUGUAUGGUCAACCAACAAUCGGUUUAAGCUGUAUCGUCUAUAGGUAGAAUGUUUUAUUUCCUUCUUGUUGGUCGUCUGAAUUUCUCCUUACAAUUAGUUUCAUUAGUAAAACUUGACUCAUGUCCUAUAUUAUGCAUGUAAUUCUUCGAAUUUUGGUCAUUAUUCAAACUAUGAUAGAUAGAUGCAGUUACUAGUCUUUUUAUCGCCAACAUGACGAUUAUACAGGAUCAAUUCAUUUGACUGGAAGUUUGUAGGAACCGUCGCUAGAAGCUCAACGGAGUUGUUAAGAUUUUUCAUCCAUUAAUCGGCGAAACUAUAAUUUAUGGACGAACUAACCAUAUAUAAAAUAAAGUCAUGAGUUAUGACGCGAGGUUCAUCCAUACUUUUGGCUAAAUGGAGUUUUGGCAUUAUAGCUGAUGUCGGUUCGUGAUGAAAACCCGAAAUUUAAUCUUAAUCAUCAACCGUCAUUGAGAAUUGUAAUUGCCGCAUAACCCGCUUUUAGUCCUAGUCAGUAGGUUCCCACUCUCGAGGUCCCUUCAGUAUCUCUGAAAGGUCUUCCAUAAAUUAUAGUCUGACCCAUUAAAGUUUUCCCGGUGUUUUUGCUUUCUUCAGUUACCGUGAAAUAUUUAAAGAACUUGCUUGUGUUUUUAUAUCUAUGGCUAUUAUUUUCAACUUGUUACCUAGUAAUUCUUCGUAGCACGUGAUUAUAAUCAUCUCUGUAUGAACAGUUUAUUUCGUUCACAAUCAAGUGAUUUUUGUAAAUUAUUCUGUUCUGUAAGUAUUGCGAUUACUUUGAUCAUGUUUGCAGAAAUGUCAUUGGCAAGUUUUCUUAAUUAUACCAUCACAUCAUGUUUAUUAAUAAAAUGAUCAUUAAAAUGAACGUUUUAAUUCGCCGUUAAAACUCAAUUUCUAGAACUGAGUGCCUGAUACAAAGUUGUUUUCAUCUAUUUGAAAUGAAAACAACUCGAGAACUUUUGUGGUAGCCACCAAUAGUUAUGAAUUACUAAAACUAACAGCAAUAAUCAAUGAAAAUUAAUUGUCUCAAUGGUACCGUUUCAUCUUGUUUCCAGGGUAUAACUCAGGAUAUUUGUAUCUAUGACAUGAUUUGGUCCAUUAAUGAAGUGCCAUGAAAAGUGACAUAGUUUUAAUUUAUUUAAGCACAUAAACACUGGUACAAGAAGGCACCAAGUACAUAUGUGCUACACAGAUCAUUGUAUUAGUGUGAAGGCUAGAAUAGCAAUCAAGCACUCAAACUGAAACAGGUGGUUUUCUAAGCUUGUCAUUCCUCGAGCCUCUGAUGUGCAGAUCUAACACACAAGACAGUGGAUCGACGUUAUGAGAUGCAGUCUCAUGAUAGUCGGUGGUCAACGAUAGGUUCAUACACCCUUUGUUCCUUCAGGUUCCUAGAGCCCAUGUGCACCACCGAUUUGGAAUCAAGGUUUUUCAACUUCCCUAGGUUGAUCUUCUGUAUCCACCAACCAGGUUAGAGCGUCGGAAAUUAGCUUAUUAGCAGUGUUCAAGCACUGAAUAUUUCCUCUUUAAAACGUGGUUAACUUUAAAGUUGAACAGCGUAGAAACCUGUGUAAAUCAAACUGACAACAAGUGUCCGUUUUGUAGAAAAUUAAUUUGUGUGUACUUAGCGUUUGUAUGGAUUCGUUUAGAUUGAAGCGAAUAGAUAAAUGUUUGUGUUUUGUACACCUAAAUAGCUCUUGACGAUAUUUGUUUAUGUGCUAAAACGUUAUUAUACUACAAUGAAAUUCACGAGACUUCGUUUUCAGAAGUUGUAAGUGGUCAAAAUCUGAAACUGCUAUCUUACGUUGUGCAUAUACCUGGACGAAAAAUGGCAAUGAUCCUCUGGGUCAUGGAACCGAUAUAAUGUUAAUCAGCAAGACCAGUGAUUGUCGUUGUUAUAAUUAAAAGAGGUUUUGAUAUCACGUUGUUAAUAUCCUUGUUAUGAAAUUCGGUCUAUCUUUGUUGAUAUUUUACUCCUAGCCAUAAUUCAUCUAUCGCAUGGAUAAAAAUGAAGUUGUUUGUUUAUAAAGACUUUUAAAAUGAUUCAAUGAAGCUUUCAGAAUUUCGGAUCUCAUCCAAUACAGCCUGUAAGUGACAAUUUAAAAACCACCGUCUUUGCACACCAGCAAUUUCAAAGUGUUGUAAUUGCAUUUGCAAAAAUGUGGGUUGUAACCAGCCUCCGAGCACCAUUGUUUAUGUAAUUAUUACUAGCAUGUAUACUAGACCUCGGUUCUGUCUACUCUUUUUUAAACCGAGAUUCGUUUAAUAAUCUGAUGUUGUACUUAUACUUGGUUACACUAGCUCUCCAAUCAUGUCAUGUCAUGUCAUCUGCUAUGGAAUAAAAAUGAACUAAAUGGAGGGGAUAACGAUGAAAUUUGUCUUGAUUAUUUGAAUUAACCUUGUUUUGUACUGAUUUACGUGUAUUUGACAUGGCUUAGUUACAAUCACUUGUUCCUAGCUACUUAUAUUUAUAUGUAACUGUCUUGUUAUUUCUAGAACUAAGCAGUGUUUUAGCCUCAACCAAUAAAGUGUGAUAUAUAUUGAUGUUGUUAAAAUAGCCGGUUUUUGAAAAUCACAAUUUUUUUUUUAAAAAUCAAGUUGCUUUACUCACUGUAUGUCCUGCUCCAGUCUGGGCACCCGGGCAGUAUCACAGCCCACACAUAACACAUAAGAUUUGUGUGGUGCAUAUGUAACUGGUGCCCCCUUGUGCCAGUAUUUAUGUCUUCGAAUAAAUAAAUAAAAAUUCACUGUAUGUAUUGAUUUAUGAUAAGUUUAUAAAUAAAAAUCUAAAUAUUCGAGAUAUGUGGUGUUAAACAUUAAUAGUUUGCUUACAUUUUAUGGUACAUAUAUUUAUUAGGAUACGUUAAAUAUUCAUUUGUUUAGUUGCUCAGAGAGAUAAAUGGUUUGCAAUUUUGAUUGUUUUAUCCCUUUAUAACUCUAAAGUAACUGUAUUUAAAUGGUUACAUCCACAAACAUUUAUCGUGGACGCGCAUUGCCGAAGAGUUCCACAAUAAGACGAAACGGCCGUCCAGUGCUUCCAUGUUUUCUAUGGUAGUGAGCUUCAAUUGACUCAUGAUCUCAACUGUUGAAAUUACUACAAUCUCCACAAAACCCCUUCUGAUAUUAACAUUAUAAGUUUAACAUUGAUUCUUCAUACUAAGUAUUUGAAAUUAGUCAUAAAAAAGAACUUCUUGAAUUAGUUUGUCAUCUGGUUAGUAUUUGUUAUCAGAACAUACUUGCAAUUUUGAUAGAACUGAUACUUUCUGGUAGGUUGAAAUGUGAGUUGUUGAUUGUAAUAGUUUGGAAUGUUACCAUUGAGAUGUUUGAGCUCGGAAUUCAUUUAUUAUUUGAACUAUGAGUUUUAUUUCUAUCAGUUUACGUAAUCUCACUAUUACUAUAUUUAAUAUCUUCUAACAUUUUUUUCAUCAAUCGAGGCGGUCAAGACAUUUGUUACGUGUGCCUAACCUUCAUCUAUCUUGGUGGAAAGUGUUAGCUGGUUUAGGAAUAACUUGCAAGAAUGUUAGGGGUACUGGAACUAAAAUGUAAUAUCAGUCCACCAAGUUAUUGGCUAUUAGCCUGAGCCAUAUGGGUUGGUGCAAAUUACCUGGUUGAUGCCCACGCAAUAACUACGAUCAGCAAUUGGCGAUGACGGUUGACGUGGCUAAUAAUGGACCACGAUGGCACAUAUACAUUCACACUUUGUCCUCCUCUCGAUCUGGAGUUUCAUUAUUCCGUCGUACGUUUGCCAUUCAUUCUGCCUUUUCGAACCAUGGUUUCAGUGUUUAGUCUUUUCAUUAUCAUUACUACUACAGUUAUUUCCACUCCUUUGCUGUUCGUCUCGAUUUGCCAAUGUGAUAUGGUAACUGGGGCCAACGAGCGUUUGUGCCAGACUUUAAAUUGACUGUUACUUGUUGACUGUCGGACUAUUAGUUUUAUUAUUAUCAUCAUUAUAUUUCCAUUUUACAAAUGCUGUAUCUCUUUCUAAAUAGCUCAUGUAACAUGAAUAUCUAAUGAAAAUUGUGUGGAUCCUGAACAGAUUGGUGGCUAUUUAAUCAGCUUAGAUUAUAAUGAAAUAGUAAAAAGUGGUUCAGAAUGGAGAAGUCACUUAACUGAGGCAAUAUAUAAUCCCAAAUGAAAUAAUUUACCGCAUGAGUUCUAUUUACCCGCGCCCGAAAUUGCAGCAACCAAAUAUUCAAUUGAUGAUGAUGAUUCUUUUAGCAGCUACGGUGAAAGUGGUCAUCGCGAAAAUAAUCAUGAUCGUCUACUGAACAAAGGCAAUUCGGCUACAUUUAUAUUACGGAUAAAAGAUAUAAGUUUGACUAAAUCAACCACAAAUAUGAGUGAGUGAUAUUGUUUUUUAAUUUCAUUCGUUCUAUUCAUUCAAAUCAUAUUUGUUGCAAAUAAUUAUCACGCGCAACGUAGAAAUUAGCACAAGCGUGAAUCGGUUCACGUCACCAGAUCAUAUCAACGCAACAAAAUGAAAUGAUCAAGAUCAAUCCCAUCACUGUCUCCACUGAUUCUGAGCCAUGUUAACAAUGUCUCCAACCAUUAGUCACUCUUAUCUCAACCAGGUAGUCUACGCCCAUCAACAUAGCUCAAACAAUAAAUAUAGUAUGAGGAAAAGCCAAUAAAAAUCAAGAUGUUAGCAGGACAUAGACUGGAUUAAAGCAUGCUCAAUGCACGAUUGCUUUAGUGCACGCUGAUUGGCUUCCAUCUAACCUUGUUAUUUGGAAUAUAAUCUCUUUCCUGUUCAACCGUGUUCUGAUUUGGGGACUUGUCGAGUGAUUUGGUGUCCAAGACUACUAAGCAAUAGGAAUAGCUUGGCCAUACCGUAAGAAAGAGAUUAUAACGCUAGAACAUGAGUUAUAGGUUUUUGUGCAACAUUCAUUAAUCACGUAUCACUAAUAUUAGACAUACUUUUGUAUUUGUUCAAACUCAUAACGAAAUAUUAAUUUUUGCCACAGUGUUAAAUGUAUUAUAUAAUUAGUUUUUCCUUUGUAUAUUGUAAAUAACAAGGAAAUCAACACUGUCCUUACAUUCUAAUCAUAAACCUUUAAUGCUGAAACGAACAUUCACUUCAUAUACUAUAUUUUAUGGCCUCUUGGAUUAGUGGAAUUCUGUCAUCCAUAUUUGUUCCGUGGAAAUGUUUUGUAUAAUAUCUGAUGCAAACUAGUGACUACCAGUCCUAACCAUAAAUAUCUUACCCUAGUCAUAAAUAAUUUAGAGGUUUUUGAGUCAUCCACAAAGAUGGAUGUAUAUGACUUUGAUUUUUCACUUUACUGAGUAACUAGUAUAAUAAUUUGAAUAGAUUUAUCAAAUGCACAGAAUUUGUGUACACAUUCCAGUGCUAUUGUUUUCUUUACCAUAACCUAUCCAUUUACAAAAGCUGCUUUCUGAUUACCUAGUAACUAGCUGAAAUUUCAUCACAGUUGUUAUAACUUCAUUCAUUAUCGACGAAAGCUAAGAAAGAGAACAGCGAGAGAUCUGUGUAGUUUAUUGAAUGCAUUUCACUACAUUUUCAAUUAGUUUCAUCAUCAGGAUAUUAUUAUGAUCAUGCUUAAAGUAUCGAUAUAACCUUUUUGUUCUGCCUAAUUAUUUGUUGUUUAGCGUAAAUUUGCGGUUAGAACAUUUUAAAGCUUGUUCUUCACACAAGUGUGGAGGUCAGUUACAUAUUACGCAUAACUUCCAAAAUAACACAACAACUGCAUUUCCAAGACGGAGUGAAGUGUACAUAAGCAUUCAAGGAAGUCAAAGAAUCAAUAAGCUUCGCAUCAUUGAGAAGUAUGGUGAAAGUUUCGCGACGGAAUUUGAGACAAAAGUGAACAAUUAUUAUUUCAGAAUUCUUAAUACCAACUUGUAAACUUGGUUUUCUGCUUUGGCAAGAAUGAUUAUUCAAUAAAGUUUUGCAUAAUUUUUU